AUGAAUGCCGAAGAGAUAAAAGUUGGUUGCUUCCAAGUGGUCAUCGUGUUCCUGCUGGCCAUUAAUUAUGUCAUAGUCGCUAUGAGCCACGCGCUGCCAGUCUUCCACAAUUACACGCCGAAAUUUUAUUGUCAGGAAAGAAAUGGAACGAGACGAACGUACGGUUGUCAAGAACUUGGCAACGUGACCGUUGCAAUCAAUGGGACUUUCGGUCUCAAAGAAUCUGUGGAUUCUGACUUGUGUUUCGGUGAUUAUCAAUUUGCAACCGAGUUCGGGGAAACUAGCGUAGUAACGGAGUGGGGUUUAAUUUGCGAGAAACAAUAUUUAACGUUUCUUGGCCCAACUGUUUAUUGUAUUGGGGUUUUAAUGGGUGCUUGGAUCGCUGGUCUUUUAGCCGAUCGCAUAGGAAGACUUCCGGUUCAGGCGAUUUGUCUUUAUACACAAGGUACAAUGGCCGUAGCAUUAUACGUUGUGCAGAACUACCAGACGUUCCUGGCCUUUCGUGGACUUCAAGGAGUCUUCGUUCAGGGACUACAGAAUUCAACAUACAUUCUUUCUUUGGAAUUGUUUCCUGCGAAAGCCCGGACUUUCGUCGCAUUAGUAAUGCAAAUCGCAUGGGCGAUCGGUUUGGUGCUUUUGGCCGCGCUCAGCUACGUCAUACCUGACUGGAGAAUUUUACAGCUGGCAGUUUCGGUUCCCACAGCGGUCACCGUACUUUAUAUUUGGAUUAUACCAGAAUCGCCAAGAUGGUUACUAGCAAAGGAUAAAACGACAGAAGCAGACAUGGCGGUGGAACGUAUUGCAAAGUACAACGUUUGUUGCGCAAGAUCGCGCAGGGAAAAUGACGCCAAACCUGAAACAAGCGUAACCGAGAACUUGACACCGGUUAAGCCAGAAAGGAAGUCGCGUGUUUCAUGCACGGAUUUGAAGAAAUCGAAAAUCGAUAGCGAUAUGAAAGAGGAAGCUACUAAUUUACUGACCAAUAAUAUGGACGUUGCUCAACAAAAAGUUCAAAAAACAAGUUUGAGGGCAAUUUCAGAAAAUCUAGAAAACAAGUUUUCGAAAACAGAGUUGGCAUCAGAAACUUUUCAGUGCAGAAAUGGAGAAAAGGAAAAGGGAAAUACACCGUCGAGUUCAAAAAGUCAUCGAAAGUCAAAAUCGAUAUCACAGCCGGCCUGUAAUCAACGAUUAUCCAUGAAAAAUGAGUACGAUGUUGUAGAACUAAGAACACCCGCGAAAAAGAAAAUGUUACGCAACAACGAGGAGAUGAUAAGCAGCAAAAUUGAAGAAAAAUCUAGUAAUGUGAAAACGGAACAGGAACUGAAGAAACUAUUUAAGUCCAUACUAAUGAGAAAAUAUGGCAUAACAUUGGUUUGUCAAUGGUUGACUUCUUCUAUGGCGUUUUAUGUUUUCAUGGCACUUGUACCGAAUUUAUCCGUCAACAGGCAUGUUGCUUUCGCACUUGGAGGGGUAUUAGAAAUUGCAACUUAUGUAUUGCUCUAUUUUGUAUUGUCUCGAUACGGCAGACGAGUACCGAUGUCUGUAUAUCAAUGUUUGAGCGGUAUUAUUUGUAUUUUGACGGCCGCUAUCAUCAUUAUGUCGAAGCCCAUGAUCGGAAUCGAUCUCGCGAAAACCAUUCUGUUAUUGCUUGGCAGAGUAACAGUAAUGAGUGUAAUUUCUAUAGUGUAUUUGUAUACAAUAGAGAUAUAUCCAACAGUUGUACGAGGGACCUGUUUAGGCUUGUGCACCAUUUUUGCGAAAAUCGGCAGUUUGUGCACACCGCACGUAUUAUUAUCGGAAAAAUACUUUCCAGUCACCGUUCCAUUAAUAAUCAUCGGAAUGCUUUGCUUAGUGUCUGGAGCACUAGCUCUAAUUUUGCCAGAAACUGAGAGUAAAAUUUUACCUGAUUCAGUAAAUGAUUCAGAGUUACUGGUCGUGAAAAGAAGAGAAAAGAAGAAUAAUGGGAAUUUAAACAAUGAAAACACGCACACAGACGAAGAUCUCUCAGAAAGAGAAAUACUUAGAGCAAAACUCUUCUCAGAAGAUUGGGUGGAUGCUGGAAAUGGUAUAUUAGUAAAUUUUACAGAGAAUAAAAAUUCUGAGUGAAAGAUAGGUAGGAUCUUACAAGAUAAAAAUAGAUACAAAUUUAAUGUUGCAUUCUUGAAAGGACUCAACUAUCUUGAUUACUAAGCAGUGGCGAGACUAGGAGAUGAGAGAGUGUGGAUCGCAUUGGGUAACACCAUCAAAAGAGAACACCAGAAUGACAAUUUACGAAAUUUGUUAAUCCUCGAGUUGAAAUUCUUGUCUUUCUAUUAUCCUUCGCAAUCUGUAUUUUAUUGUUUCAUUUCAUACAGGGUCAAAAUAUUAUUCUCGCGUUGACCUCUUUAACCGAUUAAUUCUACUGGAAGGGUCCAAGAAAGUAACACUAACCC
Molecule: messenger RNA, 2432 nt
Organism: Colletes gigas
Lineage: Eukaryota; Metazoa; Arthropoda; Insecta; Hymenoptera; Colletidae
Product: solute carrier family 22 member 8-like
Exons: 8
Coding region: 1-2106 (701 amino acids)
Biological process (GO): transmembrane transport
Cellular component (GO): membrane
Molecular function (GO): transmembrane transporter activity
Source: RefSeq, a predicted model, not a curated record